Canis lupus familiaris (dog) is the source of this 2116-nucleotide messenger RNA. It is a transcript of the gene C1H19orf85, whose product is annotated as chromosome 1 C19orf85 homolog. The transcript has 3 exons. The record is from RefSeq and is a predicted model, not a curated record. Lineage: Eukaryota; Metazoa; Chordata; Mammalia; Carnivora; Canidae. The coding region runs from base 960 to 1589 and encodes 209 amino acids.
CCCUGGCUGCUGAUGGCACGGGUGCAAGCCCGCUCCUGGGGCGGGGCUAGCCAAGGUCACACCGCCCUUGAGCCCGGCCCUGACCUCCCGUUCUCCAGAGACCUGGCUCCGCUCCCCCCAUCCCACCCCGCCCCUCGCCCAGGGACCCUGCACCUUCCCCGCUGGGCCUGAAAGCACCAGGACAGGACAGCUUCCAGGCUGUCACACAACCCCACACGCAUGCCCAGGAUGUGCACACAUGUGUGAACAUGCACACACAGGACUUGUCCAGGCCGAGAGACAGAGACACACUCAGACUCAGAGACCCUGGAGAGGCUCAGAGACAGAAAUGGUCAGAGAAGCUGAGAAGCACAGCGAUGGUGAGAGUUGUGGUCAGAGACACGGAGGAGAGGAGAGUACACCCAGUAGAGCCAGGAGGGCUGCAGACAGUACAGACUGGCCGAGGGGCAACAUGCAGAUCAAGUGGGACCUGGAGACCCUGGGAGGCAUCCAAGACGGAUGGCGGCCCGUGGUGUCCCUGACAUGGUCCCCUGACUCGCGAGGCCCCCGAGCACACUGUCAUGAAGGGGACAGCCGUCAGUGUGCCGGAGCCGAGGCUAGCCUCACCGUGGCUGCCACAGCGCGCUGGCGGGCACCUUGGCCCUGGCAUCACCACAGGCUGCCUGCUGCUAGCACUGCCCUGUCACCACUCAGGCUGGUGGCCUAGUGGCCCCAUCGCGAGCCCUGGGCCCAGCCAGGCCUCCACUCCUAUACUCUGGGCUGCUGCCCCUGUGCUGACCCUAUCUGCAAAGCCAUGGUGUUGGGGCCUAUGCUGACUCAAGUUCAAAUCCCAGCUCUGCGACUUACUUGCAGCAUGACCUUGGAGAGGUCAUGGCAGUUCUGGAAGCUGGACAAGAUUCGGGAGCUGCUUUCUGACCAGCAAGAAUAUUGUGGAGAAGCUACCCUAGAUCAGCCCUGCCAUGCACCCUGGGGCCCCUACAGCCUCUGGAGUCUCUGAGCCCAGCCCUCGAGAACUGUGUGCCUUCGUGAGCGGGGCAGCCAGCCACAUGCUGCGUGCCCUGCACCCUCGGCAGACUCGGCCCCCCAAAAGGAGGCCCAACCACAGGAGGUUUCUGCACAACCAGAUCUGCAGGCAGUUUGCCAAGAUUGAAGCUGCCACCCAACGCCUGGCCCUCUCCAUCUUGUCCCAGGAGGCACCUCCCCAGAGACCACCACACAGAAGGCCACCCUUGCCACCUCCGUCCCCCUUCCUGGGGGUGGCCUGUGCUGUGGCCCCCACUGAAGUGCCUUCUGCUGGUCCCAGCCUGAGCCUCGCUGCCCUGGAUGCCUCCACCCUCGACCUCUUUGAUGACAUUGCACUCAACCCAGAGUGUCCCUCAGCGCCAUCUGAGUUGUCCCACUGUGCUUGGGGCCAGCCAGACCUGAGGCAGUCUUCACAUUUCUAUAAUCCCAUACCCCCUGCCUCGAAUGGCCUGGGGGGAGUGGAUGGGCCCUGGGCUCCUGAGGGGGACUGGGUGGGCAGGUGGGAGUUGCCUUGUGCCUGCCAUUCUCAGGGAAUCCCUGAGGGCUGGGGGACCUGCUACCCAUGAUGCUCAAACACAACCUAACCCAGCUGCCCCUGCCCCCAGACAAAUCAAAGGCCACCCUCCCAAUAGCUUAGCAGCCACCCCUAGAAGCCCCCAGUCCUGUCCACUCCCCUCUUGGCAGCCCCUGGGAACAUGAACCAAACCUGGACCCCCCACUUCAGACCAUAGCCUCUCCAGUCUUCUUCCCAGCCCAAGUUCCGCACUUCUGCCUCUGCCAGGAGUGCCUCCUUGCAGUCUCCCUCCCCCACUUCACCCCAGCUCCACCUCCUCAGCAUUUGCCACUCCAGCUUCCUCUCACCUGGGUCAUUUCUGCCUAAAGCCUGGUCUGGUCUCAUCUAUUCCCAAAUAAUGUACGGAGCACCUACUACGUGUCAGGUUCUGUCUAGGCACCGAGGAUUCAGCAGUGAAUAAACAGACAAGAUGUGUGCAUUUAAGAGUGUGGGGGAUGGGUACCGGUGUGUGUGGGGGGUUGACAAUUAGUACAUUUGUACAUUUUUUUCAUUUGUACAUUUUUAAAGUGCAAGGUAAAU